AUGAUACACAGUUCCAGUGAAUCACAUUUCGGUCUUUUGUUUACCUUAGAAGGUAUUCAUGGGUUGAAAAGUACAUGCAAAUUAAAUUACAUAACCAUUAACGCUUUCUUACCCGUAACUAAGAAUAGCAAUAAUAUUAGCAAUAAUAGAAAUAAUAAUAUUAGAAAUACCAAUAAUGAUAAUAGUAAUAUUAGUAAUAAUGACAACAAUAAAUACUUUUCUAAGUUGGAUGAAAGUCUGUAUGAAGAAUGGGGAGUCAAAUUAUUGUGGAACUCGAAACCUUUCUCCUUAAUGAAACUACCAUUUAACCCUCAAAAGAUGGACCCCUUUUUAAGUGAAGAGGCAAUUAAAUAUCACUACAGCAAACAUCAUGCUACAUAUGUGAAGAAUUUAAAUAAUUUAACUGAACAACACAACGAACUGAGAAACUUAACUUUAGAGGAAGUAAUAGAAAAAUACACAGGCCCUAUUUACAACAAUGCUGCCCAAACUUUUAAUCAUAAUUUAUUUUGGUUGGGACUGAAAGAAGAGGGUGGAGGAAAACCAUAUGGUGAAAUAAAAAACAAAAUUGAGGACUCCUUUACCUCUUUUGAAAACUUCAAGGAAGUGUUUUUGAAGGAAGCGUCAGGUCACUUUGGAAGUGGCUGGGUAUGGUUAAUAAUAAAAGACAAAAAAUUAAAAAUUUAUCAAGGGCAUGAUGCGGAUAACCCUAUAAAGAAUAAUAUCGGACGACCAAUUCUGACCUUAGAUGUAUGGGAGCAUGCAUACUAUGUCGACUACAAAAAUUCCAGAGUUGAUUACAUAAAAGAGUGGUUUAAUAAAAUAAACUGGGAUUUUGCCAAUUACAAUUUGUCUAUCAUAAACUGA
Molecule: messenger RNA, 867 nt
Organism: Plasmodium malariae
Lineage: Eukaryota; Apicomplexa; Aconoidasida; Haemosporida; Plasmodiidae
Gene: SOD2
Product: superoxide dismutase [Fe], putative
Exons: 9
Coding region: 1-867 (288 amino acids)
Biological process (GO): superoxide metabolic process
Molecular function (GO): metal ion binding; superoxide dismutase activity
Source: RefSeq, a predicted model, not a curated record